Messenger RNA from Papaver somniferum (opium poppy), 582 nucleotides. RefSeq names its product ATPase family AAA domain-containing protein 2-like. Lineage: Eukaryota; Viridiplantae; Streptophyta; Magnoliopsida; Ranunculales; Papaveraceae. The record is from RefSeq and is a predicted model, not a curated record. Bases 1 to 582 code for a protein of 193 amino acids. The transcript has a single exon.
AUGACGAGAUCUCUUAAAAUUGAAGGAGAGUUCAGUGGUCCAAACCAAGCAGCAACUGCUGUUUCCACUGCGGAAUCGAAUAUCGAAAUCCUCAAAUCCGAAAUGUUGGAUUACAGUUUACUCUCUGAUCCCAAAAUCCCCAAAACUGAAGAUGUUGCAAACCCUGCGUUGCCAGAGAAUAUUCGGGAACGAAAACCGGAUAUCAAAACUCCAAGAUCUAAAAGGGGGAAUGAUUCUCUUACUCCAUUGAAAAGAAAAUUUCGGGAAAGUUCUUGUCACCCUAUCGAGGAGGAGCAUGGUGCUACUAAUGACGAUGGAGAGAAUAGUAGCACUGGUGACGAUAAGGAUCACGAUAGCACUGAUAAUAGCGAGGACCAUGGUAGUUCUGAUGAGGAUGAGGGCGAGGAGCAUAGUAGUAGCACUGAUGAGGAUGAGGGCGAGGAGCAUAGUAGUAGCACUGAUGAGGAUGGUAGUACGGACGAAGAUGACGAUGAAGAUGAGGAACUCGUUAUGACUUACAUGCUGCUGCUAAUGAUGGCUUUUGUUCUAACCACAAUGCAUUUCUUUCAAUUUCGUCCCUAA